Messenger RNA from Vombatus ursinus (common wombat), 2510 nucleotides. RefSeq names its product sialic acid-binding Ig-like lectin 14. Bases 120 to 1112 code for a protein of 330 amino acids. The record is from RefSeq and is a predicted model, not a curated record. The transcript is spliced from 5 exons. Lineage: Eukaryota; Metazoa; Chordata; Mammalia; Diprotodontia; Vombatidae.
GCCCUAGAUGAGAUCGCAGCUUUUGCUACUGCUGGUCCUCUUUUGGAGGAGUGAGUGGCUUCCUGUCCCAGAUACCGAGUGAGCUGCAGGUGCCCAGCUCGGUGACGGUGAGGGAGGGAAUGUGUGUCACGAUCCCUUGCAAGAUCCUUCUUUUCUCCUAUUUUCUGUCCCUCACUGCUAGCUGGUUCCGAGAAGGGGCAGACACUGCCAGAGAUAAGCCUGUGGCCACGAACGGCAGAGAUCGGGACGUACAAGCGGAGACACGAGGGCGACUCCACCUCCGCUUGUUUCCAACGAGACGGGAUUGCUCCCUGAGCAUCACUGAAGUCCAGAAAGCAGACAGCGGGAGGUACUUCCUAGAGGUGGUCAUUGGAAAGUCACAGGAACACAGUUAUUUGGAUUUUAAAGUUUAUGUGAAUGUGACAGCUCGGACACAGAAGCCAGACAUCUAUGUUCCCCAAACCCUGGAGGCUGGGCAUCGUGUGACCCUGAACUGCACAUUUCCUGGGGUCUGUAUGGAGGCGAUACCACCCAUCUUCUCCUGGAGAGGGGCAGCCCUUUCCUCCCAGGAUCCUGACCACGAGGCAACCUCUUCAUCGGAGAUCUCUCUGACUCCAAUGCCCCGGGAGCACGCUCCAACAAGCCUUCUCUCCAGACCUCGGUCUCUCAGUCCUAAAGUUGAUGACCUUUUCAGUAGUGAUCCCAGGAACUGGCUCUUACCUGUUUCUCCCGGAGAGAGAGAGACCCUCCUUCUAAUAUGCACUGUUGAUAGCAACUUAUCUGCCAUGUUCAGUUGGACUUGGGAAGGUCGAAUUAUGAACAGCUCUCCAGCCUCAGACUAUCAGACUCUGCCUCUGAAGCUGCCCAGUCUGAGAGUAAGGGACAGUGAGGAAUACUCCUGCCAAGUUCAGCACCCUUUCGGGACACAACAUGCCUCCCUGAGCCUCUAUGUACAGGCCCCAAUGCAGAAUAAUAGCUCUUGGCCAUUAAUCCCCACCCUGCUCCGAGGAAUCCUUAUGGGAAUAGGUAUUCUUCUCACUUAUGGCCUCACCUGGCUCUAUUACACCCAGCCUUGCACACUGGACAGAGAAAAUGGUGCUGACCCGCACUAGAGAAAGUCACAAACUUGAGCAUGGAUGCCAGGGAGAGGUCAGGUUAGGAAAACACUCUAACUGGAGAUCCAUUGAGAUGGGUCAAUAGUACAUGACCAGAGGUCUAACCUUUAUGACAUUAAAAAGCCCUUAGCAACCAACCUAUAUCCAACAAAUCUUCUAAAUAACUCUUCAUCUCAUUUCCUUGUCUAACUCAAGUCAGAUAUGGGCUUCAUUUUUUCUGCCAGCUUUCAGCAGAUAAUGCUGCCCUCCUGUCCCCUUCCACAUCCUCUAGCCCAAGCCCAGAUGCCAUCUUCCAAUGGCUUAGAAAAAAGAAUAAAUGGCAUUUUUUUUCAAAUGUGCAAGUUACUCAAAGCUGGAAAGGAAUCAUAGACCAGGAAGUAAGAGAAUCCUGAUGCAGCUCUGCUGCUGCUGCUGCUGCUGCUGCUGCUGCUAAUGAUGAUGAUGAUCCUCCCUUUCCCUUGGUGUAGACAAUUCCAUUGCCUCUUUCAUAAAUCAGUGACUGAGGAGACCCUAGGCGUCACCAUGACCACUGAGAAGCCCAAGAAAGGAGUCAGGACUGAAAACAACCUCCACAUUAAUUUGAAGUUGUCAAGGCAAAGAGUAGUACUCUAGAGCAAAUGGAGGUUAAGAAACCCAACCACUUAGAAAGCCAAUGAAAGUCUAUUGUGAAGUUCAGGGCUUGUCAAAGAGGCAGGUGAGACUCUGAUUUGGUGGGUGGCCAGUCAAUCAUACCCACACACCUGGAGAUGGAUGAGGAAGAUUUCAAAUGCCUUCUUCUAGUCACAGACAUGGGACAUUUACUAGAUAGAGAACCUGCACUUUUACCCUGGAAUUGGGUUCCCAGGGAACACAAUACAUUUACAGUUAGAGAACUAAGACGCGAUUCAUCCUCUUCCUGCUGGCUGCAACAUCCUGUCCUCUUCAUCAAUUCCUUAUACUUUAGUCAUACAUAAACUGUCAUAUUGCAUGAGCAUAACCAUGAAUUUUCAAAGUCAUUGGUCGAUGGGACAUUUUGAUCAAUAUCAAGGGGAGAUGGAGAUGGGGAAAAUCAAACUGGUUCUGUGACAAUAUCCUUCUCUCUCUGAGGAGCACAUGCAUUCCAUUUUUCCUUCCCUGUAAUGAUGUUGCCUCUCACAUAGAGAUACUGAGAAGACUGCUUCUGGGAAAGACAUGAUAACAUAAGAAAGACAUGGCUUAGAAAGACAUUGGAGCAUGCAGAGACAUUCUGUAACUGGUUCUAGUCACCUAACUACUUGGUGAAUUGUGGACUCUUUAAUGAUCUACAGCAGAAGUGUCAAACUUGAAGCUGGCAAAGUUUAAGAAUGGGAUCACCAGAUUAAAAUAUAAUUAGGAAAUUUUUUAAAAAUUAAAAAAAAUACAAUGCAAUAUAUAUGA